UGAAGGCACCGCGGCGAGGGGAAUUCACCUCCAGUAUCAAUCUAUUCCAGCACCAACAAGCAAAAGGCCGACAACAACCACAACACACUCACAUUGCCUCUCUUCUCAACCCGUGAGCCCACCACCGCCCAGCCCGGGCUGACAGCAUCCCCGAAUCGCACCCUCCCGCCCUCGCUGGGGCCAAAACCGCCUCUGACGGCCCUCCCACGCCCACCAAACCUCGCACACCCACCACCCACACGACCACCACCCAUGGCCGAAAAGCAAAUCCAGCAGAUCCUGACCAAGCUCAGGUCUGCGCAGCUCGCCUACCCGGACGCCGCCAAGCUCCUGUCCAAGGCCAAGCUCCUCCUCCUGCAGCUCGGCGCCCUCACGCCCACCAUCGCCACCCCGUCCGCCGCCGCCGUCGGCGCCUCCCCCUCCACCUCGCAGCCGGCCUCGCAGCUCGCGCUCGCGCGCGAGACGUACGAGCAGGGCGCGCUGUACAGCAUCCGCGCGCGCGACGCCGACGGCUUCGUGCGCUACGUGCGCCAGCUCAGCCCCCUGUACGAGCUUCCCGCCUCGAGCCUGCCGCCCAACCUGCCCGAGCGCUCAAAGGUCACGGGCCUCUACCUGCUCCUGCUCCUGACGCAGGGCCGGUACGACGAGUUCCACUCGGAGCUCGAGGCCCUGUCGGCCCGCGAGGGCGGCGGCGGCUCCGUCGACGUCGAGGGCGACCGCUACCUCGGCUACCCCAUCCGCCUCGAGCGCUGGCUCAUGGAGGGCAGCUACGACCGCGUUUGGAAGGCCAUGAAGAAGGGCGAGGUGCCGUGUGAGGAGUACGGCGUCUUUUCCGAGAUCCUCACCUCCCAGAUCCGCUCCGAGAUCGCCAGCUCCAGCGAGCGCGCCUACCCGUCCCUGCCCAUCUCGUCGACAAAGUCGCUCCUGUUCCUCGACUCGGAGGGCGCCGUCGUCGACUUCGCCGCCAGCCGCGGCUGGUCCGUCCGCGAUGGUCACAUCUACUUCCCCGCCGCCGCCGCCGCCGGCUCCGCGUCCGACGACGGCGGCCAGGCCGAGAAGCCCAUCAGCCAGAUGUUUAUCGAAAACACCCUCGGCUACGCCCGCGAGCUCGAGACCAUCGUCUAAGUUCCUGGCUUGGGGAGGUGACCGACCGAGUUGAACGUGGCCGGGGAAUUGCCGUGGUGACAUGUCACAGCAGCUCAGAGUGGUGCAUGCUGCCGGUUUAGCGUAGCCUUGGGCGCAGAAUACAUCGGGUCUGCUUCCAAUAUGUAAUACAUCCUCUUUUAGACAUUAGACGAAGCCCCGCGAACAUGUCUUAUUUCAGGUCAUUUCCGAAAGCACACGCCAUUAUCACGGA
Molecule: messenger RNA, 1357 nt
Organism: Gaeumannomyces tritici R3-111a-1
Lineage: Eukaryota; Fungi; Ascomycota; Sordariomycetes; Magnaporthales; Magnaporthaceae
Product: 26S proteasome non-ATPase regulatory subunit 8
Exons: 2
Coding region: 253-1125 (290 amino acids)
Biological process (GO): proteasome-mediated ubiquitin-dependent protein catabolic process
Cellular component (GO): cytosol; proteasome regulatory particle, lid subcomplex; nucleus
Source: RefSeq, a predicted model, not a curated record